Messenger RNA from Adineta ricciae, 1830 nucleotides. Lineage: Eukaryota; Metazoa; Rotifera; Eurotatoria; Adinetida; Adinetidae. The record is from the annotation of a GenBank genome assembly.
AUGUAUACAGCUCUUUUUCGGCAAGCCAGACCGAAAUCAUUACUAACCAGCACACUACGUACCUGUCUAAAACCUAGAAUGGAAGCGUCUUCGAAGACUUAUGUUGGCGGUGCGCCGGAAACAUCAGGAGAUCACAGUGAACUUGCAGGUUCUCAGCUAAUAUCAGAGGCAUUGAAAAAGCAGGGUGUUGAGUAUAUUUUUGGCGUAGUUGGUAUUCCAAUCAUUGAAGUUGCUUUUGCUGCUCAACAAUCGCAAAUAAAAUUCAUCGGAAUGCGAAAUGAACAAUCGGCGUCCUAUGCAGCAUCGGCUAUCGGUUAUCUGACAGGAAAGCCAGCAGUAUGUUUGACUGUGUCAGGGCCUGGUCUUAUUCAUGCUCUUGGCGGAAUGGCCAAUGCACAAGUGAAUAAAUGGCCAAUGGUGGUUAUAUCGGGAUCAUCAGAUCAACCCCAAGAAUCAAUGGGAGCAUUUCAAGAAUUUCCUCAAGUAGAAGCAGCGCGACUCUACUCGAAAUAUGCUGCACGUAUCGCCUCGCUUGAUCGUGUUCCAUUUUUCGUCGAAAAAGCAGUACGUUCGUCUGUCUAUUCACCAUCGGGUGUAAGUUAUCUUGAUAUUCCCGGUGAACUUGUAACUUCUACUAUUAAUACAAGUCAAGUUGAGCAAGUACCGAAAUAUCGCGCACCACCGAAGCCGGCUGCUUCUUCGGAGUCACUCCAAGAAUUUAUGAGUUUACUUCAACAAAGUCAAAAGCCACUUGUCAUUGUUGGAAAAGGCUGUUCGUACGGCGUCGCCGAGCAAGAGGCAAAGAGAUUUAUUGAGCAAUAUAAUUUACCAUUCCUCGCUACACCUAUGGGAAAAGGAACACUUGAUGAUCGUCAUCCAUUAUCUGUUGGUGCAGCACGCUCGACAGCAUUAAAAGAUGCUGAUUGCAUCAUUUUACUUGGAGCUCGUUUGAAUUGGAUGCUGCAUUUCGGUAAACCGCCCCGUUUUGAUCCCAACGUAAAAGUUAUUCAGAUCGAUACGGACACGCGUGAAUUACAUAACAACCUACAAAGUGCAUUGGCCAUUCAAGCCGAUCUUCAAACAGUACUAAAACAACUUGUCGAAGGUGGUACGAAAUGGAAAUAUGAUGGCGCAACGCCAUGGUGGAAUUUACUUAAAAAGAAAUUAGCUGCUAAUAAACAGCGAAGUGAUGCUCUUAUUCAUUCCAAAGAAAGUGCAAUGCUCAAUUAUUAUUCUGCAUUUGAUGCAAUUCAAUCCAUUAUUCCGCAAGAUGCAAUUAUUGUUAGUGAAGGUGCAAAUACAAUGGAUAUUGGACGAACUAUGCUGUUGAAUUCCAAAGCACGUCAUCGACUUGAUGCUGGCACAUUCGGUACUAUGGGUGUUGGACCGGGUUUUGCUAUUGCAGCUGCCGUCUAUUGUCAAGAUCAUGAGCCUGGUAAACGUGUUGUUUGCGUUGAAGGUGACAGUGCAUUUGGUUUCAGUGCUAUGGAAUUCGAAACUGCCGCUCGCUAUAAUCUUCCGAUUAUAUUCAUCAUUAUUAAUAACGGUGGCAUCUACGCUGGUGUUGAUUCGGAAUCUUUUCAAGACAUGGCUCGUCAGGAUGCGGCUUUGAAUCUUCCGCCAACAUCAUUAAUGCAAGCCCAUUAUGAACGAAUUGCUGGUGCUUUUGGUUGCCAAGGUUAUCUGGCACGUUCGUUGGAUGAGGUGAAGAAAAGCGUGCAAUCCGCAUUGGCUGAAAAGACUCGUCCAUCGAUUAUUAACGUUUUUAUCGAGCCAUCAUCCGGUCGUGUUCAACAGGAACAUGGCUGGCUUACCCGUUCCAAAAUGUGA